Paecilomyces variotii is the source of this 1302-nucleotide messenger RNA. RefSeq names its product phosphoglycerate mutase family protein. The record is from RefSeq and is a predicted model, not a curated record. NCBI's taxonomy places the organism in Eukaryota, Fungi, Ascomycota, Eurotiomycetes, Eurotiales, Thermoascaceae. Gene Ontology annotation, biological process: fructose 1,6-bisphosphate metabolic process; negative regulation of programmed cell death; fructose 2,6-bisphosphate metabolic process. Gene Ontology annotation, cellular component: cytosol. The transcript is spliced from 4 exons. Gene Ontology annotation, molecular function: fructose-2,6-bisphosphate 2-phosphatase activity. Bases 160 to 1005 code for a protein of 281 amino acids.
UGCCGCUAACUAGCGAAUCCCCCGCCCCAUACCUAUAAAGUCUCGCCAAUUCUCAAUUUUUUUCUUCAUUUUUCUCCCCACACAUGACUCUCAGUUUUCCGCAUUGCAUGGAAUAGCUGCGAGCUAUGGUGUUGGAUACAGACCAAAGGAACCUUCAAGAUGAAGCUCUUUCUCAUCCGCCACGCUGAGACUGAGCAUAAUGUGAAGCAAGCAUGUGCUGGUGCAACAGACUCAGGUCUGACAAACCAUGGAGUCAUCCAGAUUCAGCGGCUAGCUCAGUACUUCCGGGAUCGACCAGUGCAGUUCACACGAGUUUUCUCUUCGGACUUACAGCGAGCAAGAUUGACCGCGACGGGGCUCUGUCAGCAGCAGCUUGGGAAUCGUUCACUGGCGCCAAUGCAGACACCUCUCUUGCAGGAGCAACACUUUGGAUCACUGGAAGGCACGAGAUGGAAGCCGCGUGCUUCGACAUCCCGGAAUACUCCCAGUAAAGCGGAACCGGUAACGGGCCCGUCUUACAUGGAAGAGGAAUCGGAAGACUCCAUGAGAGCGCGGGCUACUUCCUUCCUGCGUGACUAUAUCUUGCCAUUGUUGUUGGGAAAUUCUCCGGAGGAGGAAGUUGUCGCAGUCGUUGCUCACGGGAUUAUUCUUCGUGUGCUUUGGAAGUGCAUUGCUGAUCUAUUCGAUCCGGCUGAUAUCUUCAUCAGCCCUGACGUCGACACUAGCGGGAUUCCACCAGGCUCUCCGUUGACGCCGGUUUGGUCAAAUACUGGCUUCAUGGAGCUGGAUAUGCGACCAAAGCCCCUCAUCACAGCUAGUGGCACCUUGUCACAACCAGCUCCGCCUAUGGCUACGUUCUCUCGUUGGCAGAUGGUUAUUCUAAGUGUGAACAGCAGAUCUCAUCUUCUUGACCUGCGCCGCACCGGUGGUGGUAUUGGCAGCGCUACCCACGACCAGCGACAGCGGACUCUGGACGGCUUUUUCCGUACCACUGACAGUCCUUGAGUUGGUUUAUCGUAGCUGACCACUCUCACUGCUCCACAUCUUGUUACAGUUUAUAAAACGUGCGGAUAGUCAAUCGUUCCAACUGCUGUCUGAGAGCAAUUCCUUUUCCCCUUAUCUGGCACUGCCAUGUCACUUUGUCCAAUCAUUAUAUUGCGAUGCUUUGAUCAAAGCUGACGGAACAAGAUUUUCUAUAGGCGAUUCAGGUUGUCUGCAGAUACCUGAUGCAAAUGCUAUGUAGCAUGAAUAGAUAUCACGUGUCAGCGUAGCUAGUUUUACCGCAGAAGAAAUACGUAUUAU